Messenger RNA from Penaeus vannamei (Pacific white shrimp), 1637 nucleotides. The record is from RefSeq and is a predicted model, not a curated record. Lineage: Eukaryota; Metazoa; Arthropoda; Malacostraca; Decapoda; Penaeidae.
CGCGGGUGCCAGCCAGCUGCCAAGGGGCCGCCGAGGGCCGAAAGCGAGGAGAUCCCGUGCCACCUGUACUCAGCAGCAGGCAGUUGGGGCGCGGUAGCCCGUGGGUGUGGUGACUCUCGCUCUCCUUCUCUAUAAACGACAAGAUGGCCGGUGACGAAGAAGCACCUCCGGCUGCUCCCGAGGGCGAGGCUCCCGCCGAGGCUCCCGCUGAAGGCGAGGCUCCCGCUGAGGGCGAGGCUCCUCCCCCCCCACCCAAGAAGAAGCCCAAGUUCUUCGUCCACUGGAACAGGCGCAAGGCCCGCUUCUACGACUACAACUGGGACUACGGAGACAACUACUACAGCUCGAUGGUCAAGUACAUGGACACCAGGAGUGGUGACCGCCCCCGUCGCAUGGCCUUCGCCGAGCGAGGCAUCCGGAGCAACGUGCAGCGUCGGGCUAUCCCUGACACACGCACCGCUUCCCUCCUCGACGAUGUCCGAAAGUCGAUCAAGAACUUCGAGAUCUCCCAGAAGGCGUACAUGAAGUCCUACUAAUUUACUCAUCUUUUGCCAAUUCAUCCAGUGUUCGAGGCCGCGUCAACAAACUGCGGCUCAGAGAAACAGACAAGCUACACCAUCUUGCUUGGCCUUUGAACCUCCAACCACUCAACGGCCAAAGCAACGCGCUAUCUCCGUCGCCAUCUUGGUUUCACAGGACCCGCUCAACGUCACCAGCCGGCCAUGUUGCUCGGACUUGAGGAAAGGAGUCAACGGGAAAACCUUCCUGAGAACCUCUUGUCUUUCACGCCCACGAGAUCAGCCAAAAGACACCGCAAGGUCAUCUCUAGACUUUUCCGUCGUGUGGGAUGCGACCAUCUGAUAACCAUGUCUCAAUUAUGCUUUUUUUUUUUUUUUUUUUUUUUCUUUGACUACAUGUAAAAGCUAUCUGUAUUGGUUAGCUUGAGAUGUCAUAUAUUAUUUCGAAUCCCAUGGCUUAUUUUUAUUGUUAAUCAUUAAUUAGAAAUAACAUCUCGGUCUAUUUUUUUCCAUUUCUACUUCUAUUCUUUACUUAGUCUGCUCUUCACCAAUCGUCGCUGUCAUGUUCUUUGCCCUCUGCUACUGUGUACUCCUUGUGUACGUACGCUUCUCCGUGCGUGCUGGUGCUGUACGUGUACGUACUCUGGUACUGGUGUGUGUGUACAGGCUCGCCCCCCAACUCAGCCCGCGGUGCCCUGGCGGCGGCGACAAGUACGCCCAGCGGCCCCCAGCCCCGUCGCGUAGUGCCGCUGCCCCAGUGCCCGCGGUGCCAGGUUUAGCUUAACACGUCAUCACAAGCUGCCCUGCCAGGGGUGCGGAGAGCCUCGGCCGGGGCUUCCUCGCCUCCUGCAGGGCCUCCGGGCGAUCUGCUCCCGGGGCUCCUGCGGGCGACAGGGCGCCAGCGGUCGGGGCGUCUCUCCAUGCCGCAUUUUUCUUUUUUUAUUAUUAUUCAGCAUCUCAUCAUAUCCGCGUCUCGAUCCCGCCUGUGGAUAUGCUUGAGAUAAAAGUAAUGAUAAUGAUAACUGAGGAGUCUACAGCUCUCUCUCAAAAUACUCUCAAAUACUUUAUCUGUAGUUAUCGAGAACUUUGAUAAAAAAAGAAUAAGACCAUCUGUAAAAA